Messenger RNA from Phacochoerus africanus (Common warthog), 1061 nucleotides. RefSeq names its product phosphatidylinositol glycan anchor biosynthesis class X (gene PIGX). The record is from RefSeq and is a predicted model, not a curated record. Lineage: Eukaryota; Metazoa; Chordata; Mammalia; Artiodactyla; Suidae. Gene Ontology annotation, biological process: GPI anchor biosynthetic process. Gene Ontology annotation, cellular component: endoplasmic reticulum membrane. The coding region runs from base 1 to 1017 and encodes 338 amino acids. The transcript is spliced from 7 exons.
AUGUCACGGCGCUUGCGCCGUUCCUCGCCCCGCCCCCAACCAGCAGGGCGAGGGCGUGGACGGCGAGGGGGCGGGGCUAUUGCCUGCCGCGAGGCCGGAACUUUCGCGGGCCUAGGCUCCCGGGAGCUGAGCAAGAGCGGGACAGCAGGCCGCGCUCUAGGAGCGGUGCGAGGCUUGUGUAGGUUCUCACGACCGCAUUUGGUCCCCGAGCAUUCUUCCCAGGUGCGCGUUUCCGGCGUCCUGGCUACCGCGGCUGUAGCCGUCCGGGCGGUGGCCUGGUUCUUCCUCUGGGAGAUAGCUGGGCUCACCUGCUCUGCAGACCCAGUCUUCAGCACGGCCCCCACCGACGCUGGCAUAAGAGCCACUUGUUCUGAAAUUAUUUUGAAGCAAGAAGUUUUGAAAGAUGGUUUCCACAGAGACCUGUUAAUAAGAGUGAAACUUGGAGAAGGCAUUGAGGACUUACAGACCUGCCGAGUCUUAAUUAGACAAUACAUCCCGACAGGACUUUUUGUGGAUCCAUAUGAGUUGGCGUCAUUACGAGAGAAAAACAUAACAGAGGCAGUGAUGGUUUCAGAAAAUUUUAAUAUAGAGGCUCCUGACUAUUUGUCCAAGGAAUCUGAAGUUCUCAUUUAUGCCAGACAAGAUCCUCAGUGCACUGAUUGUUUCCAAGCUUUUUUGCCUGUGCACUAUCGCUAUCAUCGGCCACAUUAUAAUGAUGAAGAAACCUUCAUUGUGGUCAAUAACCCUGAUUUAUUGAUGUAUUGUGACCAAGAGUUUCCAGUUUUGAAAUGCUGGACUCAGUCAGAAAUGACAGCUCCUUGUGCUUUGAAUGGUCAGGAUAUCUGCCAAUGGAACAAUAUGAAAUAUAAGUCAGUAUAUAAGAAUGUGACUCUACUGGUUCCAGUGGGACUGACCAUACAUACCUCUUUAGUAUGUUCUGUGACCCUGCUCGUUACUGUCUUGUGUUCUGCUUUGAUCCUUGUGGCUGUUUUCACAUAUGGCCAUUUUUCCCUAUAAGUUUUAUGUGGUUAAAUGCUUUCAAUAAACCUAAAUAAGACCUA